Messenger RNA from Spodoptera littoralis (African cotton leafworm), 1308 nucleotides. The record is from the annotation of a GenBank genome assembly. Lineage: Eukaryota; Metazoa; Arthropoda; Insecta; Lepidoptera; Noctuidae.
AUGCCGCACGUUUUAGCAAAAAUAUCAAUGCAGCUCUUAGCAAAGAGCAAUGUGGAUUUCUUGAGCAUUGCUUCUAGGGCACAAAGCAAUUACUGGAGCAAUGUGCCGAUGGGCCCCCCUGAUGCCAUUCUUGGGGUCGCUGAGGCCUUCAGGAAAGACACAAGUCCUAAGAAAGUAAACCUUGGUGUAGGAGCUUACAGAGAUGACAACAACAAGCCAUAUGUUCUGCCAUCAGUGAGACAGGCUGAAGAAAACAUCUUUAAGAAGUGUUUAAACCAUGAGUAUGCUCCUAUUGGUGGUGAUCCAGUGUAUUGUGAUCUUAUUGCCAAACUUGGCCUUGGUGAGAACAGUUUAGCCAUUAAAGAAAAAAGAAAUGCGACUGUCCAGUCGAUAUCUGGUACUGGUGCCCUGCGUCUUGGAUUCGAGUUUAUUGGAAAGCAUUACAACCACGCUAGGGAGAUUUGGAUGCCUUCACCAACAUGGGGCAACCACCCACAGAUCUGUAACACAUUGGGCAUUACACACAAGAAGUAUCGCUACUAUGACCCUAACACUCUCAAAUUCAAUCUAAAGGGGUGCUGUGAAGAUAUCUGUUCAAUGCCACCGGGCGCUAUUAUUCUGCUGCAUGCGUGCGCGCACAACCCCACCGGUAUCGACCCUAAACCUGAAGAAUGGCAGAUAUUGUCUGAGAUCAUAAAAGAGAAGAGAUUGCUGCCCUUCUUCGACAUGGCGUACCAAGGAUUCGCGACCGGCAGCGUUGACAAUGACGCGUUCGCCGUGCGGCUCUUUGAAAAACACGGACACCAGAUCAUUUUGGCUCAGAGUUUCGCCAAAAACAUGGGAUUGUACGGUGAACGUGUCGGAGGACUCACGUUCGUAUGUGCCGACCAAGACACUGCCGCUAAGAUGAUGUCGCAACUGAAGAUCAUGAUCCGAACGCUGUACUCUAAUCCUUCCAUCAACGGAUCGCGUAUCGUCACCGAGAUCCUUUCCAGCCCUGAGUUGAAGGCCCAAUGGUUGAAGGACGUGAAAGAAAUGGCAGAUCGUAUCAUCCUUAUGCGUAAGAAACUGCGUGAGGGUAUCGAGAAGCGUGGCAGCAAGCACAAGUGGGACCACAUCACCAGCCAGAUUGGCAUGUUCUGUUACACUGGACUCAAACCUGACCAGGUGUUGCGAAUGACAAAAGAUUUCCACAUUUACCUAACGAAGGACGGUCGUAUCUCCGUCGCUGGCAUUUGUUCAAGUAAUGUUGAGCACGUCGCAGAGGCGAUGCACACGGUCACUGCGUCCGCCAAAGUCAGAGCCUAA